This is a messenger RNA of Vicia villosa (hairy vetch), 1626 nucleotides long. RefSeq names its product probable inactive purple acid phosphatase 28. Bases 85 to 1296 code for a protein of 403 amino acids. The transcript is spliced from 4 exons. The record is from RefSeq and is a predicted model, not a curated record. Gene Ontology annotation, molecular function: hydrolase activity, acting on ester bonds. Gene Ontology annotation, cellular component: cytoplasm. NCBI's taxonomy places the organism in Eukaryota, Viridiplantae, Streptophyta, Magnoliopsida, Fabales, Fabaceae.
CUGAUAUGCUACUACUACGGAGUGAGUGCGACUCACAGAGAAAAUGUAAGAAAAAGAAGAGAAAAAAAAAAAAGAAAAAAGAAAAUGGUUUCUGACAGCAAAAAACCAGAAAAAAACUGGAAACACUCUCUACUCUACCUCACCUUCAUCAUCACAAUCAUUCACCUCAUACACCAAACCAAUUUCUCACGCAAACUAUCAAUCGGCAACGAAACAGUGCGUAUCAAGAAAACCUCCGAUCUUCCUCUCCGGUUCCGUUCCGACGGUACCUUCAAAAUCCUCCAAGUUGCUGAUAUGCAUUAUGGAAAUGGAAUGGUAACAAGGUGCAGGGACGUGUUGGCUUCUGAGUUCGAGUUUUGUUCUGAUCUUAAUACUACAAGGUUUUUGAAACGGAUUAUUCAAGCUGAGAGUCCUGAUUUUAUUGCAUUUACCGGAGAUAAUAUAUUUGGAUCAAGCAGCUCUGAUGCUGCCGAAUCUAUGUUUCAAGCCUUUGGUCCGGCCAUGGAAUCAAGACUUCCUUGGGCUGCAAUUUUGGGAAACCAUGACCAAGAAUCAAGUCUGAAUCGUGAAGAAUUAAUGUCCUUAAUAUCCCUUAUGGACUAUUCAGUUUCCCAGAUCAAUCCGUCAGAUGCUAAAAUUGAUGGUUUUGGAAAUUAUAACCUAAGAGUAUAUGGUGCCCCAGGUUCCAUGCUGGCAAAUAGUAGUGUUUUGAAUCUUUUCUUUCUUGACAGCGGCGACAGGGUUGUUUAUCAGGGAAUUCGAACUUAUGAUUGGAUCAAGGACUCUCAACUUCAUUGGCUGCGUCAUGUAUCUCAGGAACCCCAGGGACAAGAGCAGGAUCCUCUUCAAUCUACUCCUGAUCAUGAUUCUACCCCAAUUACACCGCCAGCACUUGCGUUUUUUCAUGUUCCGAUCCCAGAAGUUCGGAAUCUGUUUUACAAAAAGAUUGUUGGUCAAUUUCAAGAAGGUGUAGCUUGUUCACGGGUGAACUCACCGGUCUUGCCAACGCUUGUCUCGAUGGGAAAUGUGAAGGCUGUAUUCAUAGGCCACGACCAUAAAAAUGACUUUUGUGGAAACUUGGAUGGCAUAUGGUUUUGUUACGGCGGCGGCUUUGGUUAUCAUGGCUAUGGAAAAGCGGGGUGGCCAAGAAGAGCAAGGAUUAUACUUGCUGAACUUGAGAAGGGAACAAAUUCUUGGACAACGGUGCAGAGAAUUAAAACAUGGAAACGACUUGAUGAUGAGAAGAUGAGCAAGAUCGAUGAACAAAUCCUAUGGGAUCGAUUGGUUUCUAGAUGACCAUGGUGGUAUUAUUCUGCUGCCUACCACAUUGCACGUACAGUAUCUGCAAUUCUGCAUUGUAUUUAUGUAUAACAUUGAUGUUCACCGUAAUAAGUAGUAAUACAAUUUUUUUGAUUUGAGAUUAAUUUUGAUGCGUGCUGUUAGUCUAAAACUUUUUAUAUCAACCAACUACAAAUCAUUGUUUGUACAACUUUUGAGUAGACAUGAUUGAAAUCAAAUAAUUUCAAUGAUCAAACAAUUAUUAUUGGUUGAUUGUAUAAAAGUCUCUAAAAUGAUCAAUUAAAUCUCUGUUCAUGUCUCUACAAUGAUGAAAAGCGAGUGUUAUAG